Molecule: messenger RNA, 1348 nt
Organism: Thlaspi arvense
Lineage: Eukaryota; Viridiplantae; Streptophyta; Magnoliopsida; Brassicales; Brassicaceae
Source: the annotation of a GenBank genome assembly
CAUGAAUAAGUUUUUGAUAUAGAAAAAGAAAAACAAAAAUGGGUUUCCGAGGGAAAUUCUUCUUCCCAAUUCUCAUGACUCUAUCAUUAUUUUUAAUAAUCAGAUACAACUACAUAGUCUUUGGUGAUCCUCCUCUCCGGCAAGAUCUCCCUGGUCGCCGUUCAUUUUCAUCUGGAGAUGACGUCAUAUCUUCAGUCAGGACUCCGUCAAAGAGGACGAAGAGACUGUUUCACACGGCGGUGACAGCCACGGACUCUGUUUACAGCACGUGGCAGUGUCGGAUCAUGUACUAUUGGUACAACAGGUUUAAGGACGAACCCGGUUCGGAGAUGGGCGGGUAUACCCGGAUAUUGCAUUCGGGUAGACCCGAUGGGCUCAUGGAAGAGAUCCCUACCUUUGUGGCUAACCCUCUUCCCUCUGGUGUUGAUCAGGGAUAUGUAGUUCUAAAUAGGCCUUGGGCGUUUGUGCAAUGGCUCCAACAAGCACAUAUAGAGGAAGAGCAGGGGAAAGCCACUUUUGAUGUUCAGAUACUUUCCUGUUUCUUUGAUCAUCAUGUCAGUUACAUUCUCAUGGCGGAACCUGAUCACAUCAUAGUUAAACCGAUACCGAACCUGGCACGAGGCAAUCUCGGAGCUGCAUUUCACUUUUUCUACAUUGAACCAAAGAAUUAUGAAUCGGUUAUCCGCAAAUUCUUUCCAAAGGAGUAUGGACCGAUAUCAAGAAUCGAUCCCAUUGGGAAUUCUCCCGUGAUUGUUUCUAAGAAUGCAUUAAAGAAAAUUGCUCCAACAUGGAUGAACGUUUCUUUAGCUAUGAAGAAUGAUCCACAAACUGAUAAAGCUUUUGGAUGGGUCCUUGAAAUGUAUGCAUAUGCUGUUUCUUCGGCGUUACACGGCGUAAGCAACAUUCUACACAAAGACUUCAUGAUUCAGCCUCCUUGGGACACUGAAUCAAAGAAGACGUACAUAAUACAUUACACUUAUGGCUGUGAUUUCGACAUGAAGGGAAAGAUACUGUAUGGUAAGAUUGGAGAAUGGAGAUUCGAUAAACGGUCUUACGGAGAUAAACCGCCCCCGAGAAAUCUCACAUUGCCUCCUCAAGGUGUUCCCGAGAGCGUGGUUACAUUAGUGUCAAUGGUGAACGAAGCUACGGCUAAUAUUCCUAACUGGGAAUCUUAAAAAGAGAUAUAUUUUGUUUUGUAAGCAAGACUAUAUUCCUUUAAUUCUGUUCUAUAGUUUUCUUUACUCCAAAGAUUUAAUGGAUUGGAAAUAGCUGUAGGAAAAUUACUAAUAAACAUUACAUACAUUUACAAAAGCAAAUAAAAGGAAAAUAAAGACUUAAUAUUUAACAA